Molecule: messenger RNA, 1066 nt
Organism: Hypoxylon trugodes
Lineage: Eukaryota; Fungi; Ascomycota; Sordariomycetes; Xylariales; Hypoxylaceae
Product: ATP synthase subunit E
Exons: 3
Coding region: 196-483 (95 amino acids)
Biological process (GO): proton motive force-driven ATP synthesis
Molecular function (GO): proton transmembrane transporter activity
Source: RefSeq, a predicted model, not a curated record
GCGAAAUUUCCCGACGCCGUCCAUACUUCCGUAACACGCUCACCAUUCCAACUUCACCCAAUUUCGACCCUCCACCCUCGAUAUUUCCUCCCCUCCCCUUGGAACAGGGCCAAUUGGCAACCGAUCGCCUCCUCGUGUAUCGCUAAUUGAUCGCUCGUUCCCUCUUAAAAAGCGUUCGCGCUAUAAACCGACCCAAUGUCUACCUCUUCAGGAGUCAACGUACUCCGGUACACGGCCCUCGGUUUAGGUGUUUUCUACGGUUUCACGCACCAGAGAUCGAUCAGCGCAGCGCAAAAAGCCGAAGCAGCGAAGAAGGAAUACCAGCACAAGCUGCGAUUAAUAGAGCAAGCCAAGACCGAAUAUGCGAAGUCCAAGAGCCCGGCUACAACACCAUCUGAGAAGAGCGGAUUGAACCAAGACCCGAUGGACCCCAAUUUCGAUCUGGAAGCCUACCUCACUGCCCUCGCGAAACAAAAUCCCUAGGAAUGGAUGUAAUAAUAUUACCGGACCCGCCGCGCGCGGAGUAUAAUAGAGUCUGAGGGAAAUAGAAAGGGGAAAAGGAGAAGAGAGUUAAGGGAGUGAACUCCGGUUGCUGAAGUUGGAUCGAGGUCGUCUUCUACUCUAAUGGUGGCGGCGGCUUUGCCAGGCUCUGUGUAUGAUUGCGAUGCGGUCCAAAAAACCAACACAUAGAUUUCCUUGGGUUUUCAACGCUGUACAUGUGUACAAUACCGAGAUUUAUGCUAACCUAGACAUUGGGAUGGCCAUAUCUGGCAUGACGUUCAUGGUAUGAUUUGAGAUGUUUUGAGAUGUUUUCCUUGAGUGAAAUUUUCGUCGGUUUCUUGACGUGUAUGAUUUCAGGUUUCUUUAUACCUGCCCAAAUGUCUAACAAAGAGGGAGUAAAGGAGUGUAGAGGAGCUUCUACAAUCUCAUAAUAUUAUAGCAUGAGCUUGUGGUCUUGGAUUGUGGUUGAGGUAAUAUUAGGAAGAGGAUGAACAGCCAGGCAUUGCGACUGGUGACUUGGCUCGAUUACAUAAUUUUUAAAUUUAUUAUACUCAAACUUUAUUAC